This is a messenger RNA of Saccostrea echinata, 3751 nucleotides long. RefSeq lists its product as uncharacterized. The record is from RefSeq and is a predicted model, not a curated record. The transcript has 2 exons. The coding region runs from base 29 to 3199 and encodes 1056 amino acids. NCBI's taxonomy places the organism in Eukaryota, Metazoa, Mollusca, Bivalvia, Ostreida, Ostreidae.
CAAUCAUUCUAAAGUGAAAUCUACCAAUAUGCUCAAAUUUCUGGCAGCAAUUGUCCUGGCAACUCUAAUUCAGAUUUCAUCGUCACAAGAUCCGACGUUAGACACUCCCCUUCCUCCGACAGUCCCUCCAACUUUCGACUCUACCAUCGAACCUCCUGCCCUUGACUCUCGUCCUCCUACAGGAUCUUCUCCAUUCGACUCCCUUCCACCAACAGAACCUCCUCAACUUGACCGUCUACCACCCACGGAGCCUCCUCAACUCGACCGUCUGCCACCAACAGAACCUCCUCAAUUCGACUCACUAGCACCAACAGAACCUCCUCAAUUCGACUCACUACCACCAACAGAACCUCCUCAAUUCGACCGCCUGCCCCCCACGGAGCCUCCUCAAUUCAACCGUCUACCACCCGCGGAGCCUCCUCAAUUCGACCGUCUACCACCAACAGAACCUCCUCAAUUCGAUCGACUCCCACCCACGGAGCCUCCUCAAUUCGACCGUCUACUACCCGGAGAACCCCGUCAAUUCGACCCUCCACCCUCUUCAAGACUUCCUCUUUUUGACUCUCCACUUCCUGCAAGACCUCGUACACUAAACUCUCCUCUUCCUCCCAUGGGCUCUACUUCUCUCGAUUCGGCUCCUCCUGCCGUUCCCUCUUCCUUAGACAAUUAUGGCGGGAAUGUUUCCAAUUACAGUAUCAUGUACACCAAAAACCUGCAGGACAUAAUGCAGAGGUUUAAAAUCUCAGUGGCGGAAAUGGAGGCGAUGUUGGAAACUUACAUAGAUGGCGGGAAUCCAACAAUUACAAAGACCGUGUAUAACCCUGAUACCGGCACAAACGAGACCGUGACACUUGAUUUCAAGAGCAUUGCUGAAGGUGAAGGGUUUCCAACUGAAGCCCUACAAAGGCCAAGACCGUCUGCUCGAUCCGAAGCCCCACGAACCACUGAUAAUGUCUUGAAUUCAGGUCCUGUUGGUUUGAACACAGUGCAACCCACAGAAACAAUGCCUAACACAGUUUCUUCACCAAUGUCUGAAUUUCUGAGGAAUCCAACUCCGGUGGUAGGGAACGCUAUAUCACGUGAUUCCAGAGAUCUAGAUCUCACUGCGUUCAGAGAACAAGAAGCACAACUUAUCGAUGACCUGAAACUACUGAUUCGUCGUCGAGAGGCAUUAGAUGAAAGUUUUUCCAGAGGAGAGUUAACUGAUGAGAAUUAUCGAAUUUCCCUAGAAAACACCGAUAUACAAAUACGUGAUAAUUACGCAGUUUUGAAACAGAUUCAAGACGCCAUACGCGAAUAUCUUGGAAUUGGAACCCCACAAGCGUUCAGUCAACAACCCCCAAUGGUGACACCAGAGGCAACUCCAAUAGAAGAUUUUAGGGGUCCAGAUUCAAGCGGCGGUCAACCAUUGACUCCAGAUGAAGAGCUGGUAUUUAUUCAGUCAGAAAUCGAUAGGUUAAAAGAAGCCAACGCUGGACUUUUGCGCAGACUUCAAAGUCUACAGAUGCCAAAUAUUGACAGUGCUGCUCCUGCAACAAUGAAUGAUAUGCCUCUAAAUCCAACAGUAGGUGGGUCAAGUCUUGAUGCUAUGAAUUUUAUGGAUUCCAUGGAUGGAGCAAUACCAUCACCAUCACCUGCACCAGCCAUUUCAGAUUUAGAUACCUUUGUUAGACCUUCGCGUCCAAUCCAAGGCACUGGUUUUCCAGACACAUCGACUGAUCCAAUCAUCGGUAAUCGGAUAGACGGAAUUAUUCCAGGUGAGGAAAGUAAUGUUAUUCCAAGAACACAGAUUCGUAAUAACAUUGAAAAUCUUUUGAAUGAGUACAAUCGAUUGAGUCAAAGGGAAGAUGCAAUACUGCGCAUUCUAAAUCAAAAUGGCCAAGUGUCUGAUAACUUUCCACAAGACAUGGUGGGGCUAACACAAGCUACAACAAGACCUGUUGAUGAUUUAGGGGCAGAAAUGGAAAGAGUACGUGAAAACAUUAGGCGUAAUGCAGUGGACACUCAAAAUGAAAUUUUUCCUAUUGAAUCACAAAUGCGUGCUGCAAGAAGAGAUUCAGGUCGUAUAGCCACCCUAGAAGCACCGUCCAGUGAAAUUGAUGUGAGUACUGUGGGACCUCAGGACCCAGGAGUGGAGAGGAAUUCCUUUCCCGAAAUUUUGCCUUCAGUCCAAGACACUGGUUUUCCACAAACGUCUAGUAUUCCAGUCGCUAAUGAUGGGAUAAACGAAGUUAUUCCAGGUGAGGGAAGAAACAUUAUUCAAAGAGCACAGAUUCGUAAUAAUAUCGAAAAUCUUUUGAAUGAGUAUAAUCGAUUGAGCCAGAGAGAGGGGGAAAUUUUACGCACUCUAAAUCAAAAUGGACAGGACGUGGUUGGACAAACGAGAGCUAGUCCUGUUGAUGAUCUUCAGAGAGAGAUGAACCUGGCUCGUGAAAACCUCAUAAAUAGUCCACUAGAUAAUACAAAUGACAUGCUUCCUAUUGAGCCACAAGGGAGUGCAAGAAGAGUUUCGGGUCGCAUAGCGACUCCAAGAACAUUGUCUAUUGAACCUGAUUUCGCUGCUGCUGAAUCUCAAAUCCCAACAGGUACAUCGUUAGGAACAGGAAAUAUGAGGUCACAAUUCCCUGAGACAAUGAACAUAUUAACAGAAGAUACAAGGUCUCAAUUCCCAGCAUUAGAUAGAAUAAACAUUGUGGAUGAUAUUGUUACACGCCGGCCUGUCUUAGACACUGACGCAAGCAGAAUAGGAGAGUCGUUUGUGAGUCCAAGGGUUCCAGCUCAAACAUUGGAUGAAAUCUCGGUCUUGGGCACCGAUCGUGUGCAACCCAUUGUGGACCGAGGAGGAGAAAUCUUACCCGAUUCACAAACAUUAAGUAGAAGUGCACAGGGUGAAAGUCUAAUUUACAACGACGGUGAUAUAACCAUGUCCGCCGUUCAACCCGUUGGUUCUCUAGAAGGUGAUACUACUGUACCUAUCGGACCAGUAGUUCCAAUUAGCGGGUUUUCGUCCGAAGCUUCUGGUCUCCUGCUACCAAGAAAUGAUGCUAUGUCGCUUCAAAGCAGACAAGUUCGAUUCUUUAGUCAAAGGCCCACAACCAUGGACACGACAAGUAGAUAUUUUCUUCAAAAUGGCGGACGACGACAACUUCGUUAUUUGGGUGGCAGAACAACAUUGAGACAACCUUUACGAUUAAUAUAAUGUAUGCAAUGCUGUGUUAAGCAAUCUAUGACGGUCCUUAUAACACCUGGGUAUGUCGUAUUCAAUUAAUGUCUUCCAACCUUUUUUUCUUCCUGAGAUUAUCAUAAACAUGCUAGUAAAGCGUUGUGUACAUGGAAGUUAUAAAUGGAGAUAAAUAUUACUACAUUAGUGAUGAAAUUUGAAUAUUUGUUUAACGCAUUUAAUAUGAUAAUCAUAUGAUGGAAUGUUAGUGAAAGUACUAAGUCUUCAUUUUAAAACCUUUAAAAUGACUUAAAAUCAUAUAUCUAUUACUGUUCAACAUUCUUAUUUAAAGCAAGUAUCUUAGAUGAGGGGCAAUUUAUUGCAUGGAUAAAGAUUAGGAGUGGGAUUGGGAUUGGGAUAAGGAUGAAGAAUGGAAUAGGAAUAGGAUUAGGAGUGAUUUCUUUAUUUUUGUACCUCCAUUCUAAUUUUUCUUCAAUGUAUAUACAUUUAGGCGAUCGAAAUGUAGUAUUUUAAAUAUUGUUUUUUUUAAAAUGUUGUUUAUUGUGUGAAAUAAAUAUAUCUGAAGAAGCA